AGAGAAGUAAAAAACAUAAGCAAGCUUAUUUGAAUUUGUUAUGCUAAAACGAAAGUUGCAUUUAAAAGAAUCAAAGUGUGCGAGGACGGUUUCUAUGGCAAUAUUCCGCCCAAAGAGCGUUACGCACAGCGCGGUGAUUCUCAAUUCCGAACUCUCCGUGUCCUUCGCCGUAAUCGCGUCCUAUCAUUUAAUAUCGUUGAAUUUGAACAAAUUUGGUACGUACGUCCAUGUGCUCAUGUGCGCGCGUACAAUGCUUCACGUACUCGCGUAAAACGGUUAUGCGCCACCGAACGUGCAUAUGGUGUGUGUGUUUGAGUGUGUGCGUACGCUCGUGUUCUAGCGUUUUGACAGCUGCGAUUUGCAUCUUCCCAGCGGAAAAAGAGUAAAUAAAGGCGAGCUUGUGUAUUUUGGAGACCGGAAAGAAUUAAAACCUACUCACCCACCCGAAGGAAGGAUAAAUAUUUUCACAGCCGUGGUCGUGGUGACAUUCAACUGUACUCAAUACUCAGUGUGUGUGCAUUUGUAACAUUCGGACAAAUCCUAUGGCCCACAUCCGGAGUGGUUCCACUCUGCAACAUGGCAUGGUAUGCCGGUGGUAUCCACUGUUAUCUAUUCUACUCGCGAUCCAGCUCCUUCCAAGCGCGUUUGCAAUACAGAAGGAAAUGACGGUCAGCGUUGGGCCCGGGAAUGUGGACUGCUUUUUCGAGAGUGCCAAAGCCGGCCAAACGAUCGACAUCGAGUAUCAGGUGAUAGACGGUGGGCACGGCGAUCUGGACAUUAGCUUCGAGCUGGCGGAAGUGACGGGACGGACCAUCUUUGCCGAUUACAAAAAGUCGGACAACAUCCACCGGUUUCCGGUGCCGUACGAUGGCGAGUACAAGUUUUGCUUCGACAAUGGGUUUAGCCGGGCGAACAGCAAGACGGUGUUUUUCGAGCUCAUCAUCGAGCGGGAAGGUGAGCAGGAGGAUGCCGGCUGGCCGGACAUCGAUCUGCUCGAGGGCCUCACGCCGGACGAGUUUUACGAGAUGAAGGUCCAGGACAUGGAGGACGCGAUCAAGCGCGUGAGGAACAAUCUAACGAAGGCGCGCCAGCUGCAGGACGUGCUGCGGUCGCACGAAGCCCGCGACCGUAAUGUGGCGGAGGAGAACUACUUCAAGGUGAACGUGUGGUCGUUCUUCCAGAUUCUGGUCAUGGUCGGUGUCGGUACGCUGCAGGUGUUUAUGGUGAAGUCGCUGUUCGACGUGGAAUCUCGAGCAUACAAGCUGCUCACGAAGCUGUAACGCGAGAUGGGCUUGCCGCGAGACAAUCUGCUUGCCUCGAAUUAUAGUUAAAGCACAAAACCAAAGCUUCAUCUCGCCAUUAUCGCGUCGCAUGUGCUUCGAAGCAUACUAUCCGGACAAUCGGACAGCAAUAGCAAACGAUCGGCGAUCGGCUAAUAUAAUUUAAACGCGUAAGUCAUCGAAACCAAGCAAGUGCCAUAGAUGGUGUGUUACUCCCGCGGUGAAGGAGUUCGUGAGUGAGACUGUGUCCGUCGUUUGCCACUUAUCAUCGAAAUAAAAAAACGAAGAUUUUAAAAUGGA
Messenger RNA from Anopheles stephensi (Asian malaria mosquito), 1580 nucleotides. It is a transcript of the gene opm, whose product is annotated as transmembrane emp24 domain-containing protein 5. Gene Ontology annotation, biological process: Golgi organization; intracellular protein transport; endoplasmic reticulum to Golgi vesicle-mediated transport. The transcript has 2 exons. Gene Ontology annotation, cellular component: Golgi apparatus; endoplasmic reticulum-Golgi intermediate compartment; endoplasmic reticulum. The record is from RefSeq and is a predicted model, not a curated record. NCBI's taxonomy places the organism in Eukaryota, Metazoa, Arthropoda, Insecta, Diptera, Culicidae. Bases 543 to 1280 code for a protein of 245 amino acids.